AUCAGUUUAGGCGCACUUUUCAAUGGACUCAAAUCGGGCGCUGCCAACGCGGAAUAUUCACAAAUAAGAAAUUAUUAAAAAAAAUUGAUUUAUAAACUUGUAAUUGAUUUGUUGCGUUUAAUGUCCGGUCAGUGAGGCGUGAGUUUGGCUUGGAUUACAAAGCAGUCGAUCCCAACCUGAGAGGAUGGUUCAGUUCCUGGGAAAACAGAGCGCCGCUGGUGAACUAAUUCACAUGGUGACGCUGGACAAGACGGGCAAAAAGUCCUUUGGCAUCUGCAUAGUGCGCGGAGAGGUUAAGGACUCGCCCAAUACCAAGACCACCGGCAUCUUCAUCAAGGGCAUUGUGCCUGACAGUCCGGCGCACCUGUGUGGUCGCCUCAAGGUGGGCGAUCGCAUCCUCUCGCUCAACGGAAAGGAUGUACGCAACUCCACUGAGCAGGCGGUCAUCGAUCUCAUCAAGGAGGCAGACUUCAAGAUCGACCUGGAGAUCCAGACAUUCGACAAGAGCGAUGACCAGCAGGCAAAGUCAGAUCCGCGGAGCAAUGGCUACAUGCAGGCCAAAAACAAGUUCAACCAGGAGCAGACCCCCAGCAACAAUGCGUCCGGAGGUCAGGGAAUGGGCCAAGGUCAGACCCAGGGUCAGGGCAUGGGUAUGGGUGGCAUGAACCGGCAGCAAACGAUGCAGAAGCGAAAUACCACAUUCACGGCUUCGAUGCGUCAAAAGCACAGCAACUAUGCUGAUGAGGAUGACGAGGAUACCCGCGACAUGACCGGUCGCAUUCGCACGGAGUCGGGCUAUGAGAUUGAUCGCGCCUCCGCCGGUAACUGCAAACUAAACAAGCAGGAGAAGGAUCGCGACAAGGAGCAGGAAGAUGACUUUGGCUACACGAUGGCUAAGAUCAACAAGCGGUACAACAUGAUGAAGGACCUGCGUAGAAUCGAGGUCCAGCGCGAUCCCAGCAAGCCACUAGGACUCGCCCUCGCUGGGCACAAGGAUCGCCAGAAGAUGGCCUGCUUCGUGGCCGGCGUGGAUCCCAAUGGAGUUUUGGCCAGUGUGGAUAUCAAGCCGGGCGACGAGAUCGUCGAGGUGAACGGCAAUGUGCUGAAGAAUCGCUGCCACUUGAACGCCUCCGCGGUGUUCAAGAACGUGGAUGGGGACAAGCUGGUGAUGGUCACCUCCAGACGCAAGCCCAACGACGAGGGCAUGUGCGUAAAGCCCAUUAAAAAGUUCCCCAGCUCGUCUGAUGAGACCAAGUUCAUCUUCGACCAGUUCCCCAAGGCGCGCACGGUACAGGUGCGCAAGGAGGGAUUCCUGGGCAUCAUGGUCAUCUAUGGCAAGCACGCCGAAGUGGGCAACGGCAUUUUCAUCUCGGAUCUGAGAGAGGGCUCGAAUGCCGAGUUGGCGGGCGUUAAAGUUGGCGACAUGCUGUUGGCCGUUAAUCAAGAUGUAACACUGGAAUCCAACUACGAUGAUGCAACUGGACUGCUAAAACGAGCCGAGGGCGUUGUGACCAUGAUUCUAUUGACUCUCAAGAGCGAGGAGUCCAUCAGGGCCGACAAGGAGGCGGAGGAGAAAAAGAAAGAGGAGGCCAAGAAAGAGGAGGAGAAGCCUCAGGAACCCGCCACAGCCGAGAUCAAGCCCAACAAGAAGAUUCUCAUUGAGUUGAAGGUGGAGAAGAAGCCGCUGGGCGUAAUUGUCUGCGGCGGCAAGAACAACCAUGUCACGACUGGCUGUGUGAUUACCCACAUUUAUCCGGAAGGAGUAGUGGCAGCCGACAAGCGACUGAAGAUCUUCGACCAUAUUUGCGAUGUGAAUGGUAAUGCAACCCACGUGGGCGCCAUGACGACACUGAAGGUCCAUCAGCUGUUCCACACCACAUACGAGAAGACGGUCAACUUGACGGUCUACCGCGCCGAUCCGCCGGAGCUGGAAAAGUUCAACGUGGACUUUAUGAAGAAACCCGGCAAGGAGCUGGGCCUCUCGCUGUCGCCCAACGAACUUGGAUGCACCAUUGCGGACGUAAUACAAGGACAGUACCCGGAGAUCGACAACAAACUGCAACGCGGCGAUAUUAUAACCAAGUUCAAUGGCGACUCGCUAGAGGGCCUCACGUUCCAGGUGUGCUACGCCUUGUUCAAGGGAGCCAACGGCAAGAUAUCGAUGGAGGUGACCCGGCCCAAGCCCACUCUGCGCACCGAGGCACCCAAGGCCUAGAGACGAUCCUCCUCCUCCGAUUUCGAAGCAGUGUAGCAUUCAAUAAAACGAUCCGAAAGUUCUAAUUCAAAACAA
Drosophila takahashii is the source of this 2290-nucleotide messenger RNA. RefSeq names its product inactivation no afterpotential D (gene inaD). Lineage: Eukaryota; Metazoa; Arthropoda; Insecta; Diptera; Drosophilidae. The record is from RefSeq and is a predicted model, not a curated record. Gene Ontology annotation, molecular function: protein binding.